CAAGGGUUGAAUGCGAACCUCUGCUUGGCAGACAGCCGUCAGACGGUUAGAAUGUGAAAAGAGUGACAGUUUGUGAUCAAGAUUAUUUACAUUUGUGAUUAUCGUUGGGUCUAAGCAAAAUUUAUCAUUACAAUGGAUCCAGCAUUGCUUAGGGAACGAGAACUCUUUAAAAAGAGAGCCCUUACUACUCCGACGGUAGAAAAGAAAAGAAAAGAACAUGAAAAAGACUCUUCUCGUGAUGAACCACUCAAGAAAAAACCUAAACCAUCAUCGGUGUCCAGUGGACCAAAAUUGGACAUGGUUAAUUAUAAAACUAUGUCUGGUAGUACUCAAUAUAAAUUUGGUGUGUUAGCAAAAAUAGUGAAACACAUGAAAGCUCGACAUCAAGAAGGUGACGAUCAUCCGUUAACGUUAGAAGAAAUAUUAGACGAAACUAAUCAGUUAGAUGUAGGAUCUAAGGUAAAGCAAUGGCUCCAAACAGAAGCUCUUAUUAAAAAUCCAAAAAUAGAAGUGACACCUGAUGGUAGAUUUGUAUUUAAAGCUAUGUAUAAAAUAAAAGAUAAAAAAUCUUUGUUAAGGUUAUUAAAGCAACAAGACUUAAAAGGUCUUGGUGGAAUUUUAUUAGAAGAUAUACAAGAAAGCUUGCCACACUGUGAUAAACAUUUGAAGAGUUUACAAAAUGAAAUAUUAUUCAUCACUAGACCACUAGACAAAAAGAAAAUUGUCUUUUAUAACGACAAAACAGCUCAAUUUCCGAUAGAUGAUGAGUUUCAAAAAUUAUGGAGAGCUGUUGCAGUCGAUGCAAUGGAUGAUCAAAAAAUCGAUGAAUACCUUGAGAAACAAGGUAUAAGAUCAAUGCAAGAUCAUGGUCCCAAAAAGCCUGCUCCAAUCAAAAGAAAGAAGCCUAUUAGUAAGAGGAAACAAUUCAAAAAACCAAGGGAUAAUGAACAUUUAGCAGAUGUAUUAGAAACAUACGAUGACACGAAAUAAAUAUACUCCAAUGUUUGUAAAUAAAAUCAAUCUAUGAAUGAAUUGUUGAAAGAGAAAUAAGAGUGUUUUACCAUUAUAAUUUCGUUCUUACAUAUUGUAAUUAAUAUACAAUCUCAUUUUGAAGCGCGUAGUAUAACAAAUCACAGUGAUAUAAUAAAUAAGUAAAAUAUUUAUUGUCAUAACAUUUCAUUAUAAGUACAAAAUAAAUAUAGAUCAACUGGUAUAAGAUUCCACAUGUAUCUAAAUUACAUGUUUAAAUAUAGUAUGUGAUAAUAUUGAAUAUUAAAUAUUGUUUUAAAUAUAUAUAUAUGUAUUAUAUAUAUUUAAAUAUAUAUGUGGCA
Messenger RNA from Nomia melanderi (Alkali bee), 1331 nucleotides. It is a transcript of the gene TfIIEbeta, whose product is annotated as transcription factor IIEbeta. Gene Ontology annotation, cellular component: transcription factor TFIIE complex. Lineage: Eukaryota; Metazoa; Arthropoda; Insecta; Hymenoptera; Halictidae. Gene Ontology annotation, molecular function: TFIIH-class transcription factor complex binding. The record is from RefSeq and is a predicted model, not a curated record. Gene Ontology annotation, biological process: transcription initiation at RNA polymerase II promoter.